Messenger RNA from Rotaria sp. Silwood1, 563 nucleotides. Lineage: Eukaryota; Metazoa; Rotifera; Eurotatoria; Philodinida; Philodinidae. The record is from the annotation of a GenBank genome assembly.
AUGUCAUCAAUUACAAUUAUACCACAACCAACAACAUAUGCAACAACAACAGCAAAUAAUUUACCAAAUAUUAAUUUACCACCAAUGCGACCAUUAUAUUUACAACCAUAUGCUCCUCAACAACAACAACCACCAACUUACCAUCAUCUUAAACAACAAAUUCAGCCUAAGCCUAUGUUAUAUGGAUCCAAUCAUCGAAAGCAAAAUUAUCUACACAAAUUUCAAACAGGUACGACUACUACAUUUAAUGGAUAUACUAACUUUUCAGGUACACGUACAACUAAUUUACCACCACCACCACCACCACGUCGAAAUUUACCACCUCCACCACCACCACGUACAAUUUAUCAUCAUAAUCCUUAUCAUAAUAAUUAUAAUAAUCGUUAUUACCAUCAUCGUCAUCAUUAUAAUAAUAAUUUUAAUAAUACCCAAAAUUUACCAUCAUUACUUGAUUUAAAUCCCUUCCAUUUACCACCACGUCAUAAUACACGUACAUUUACCACUGCCCAACAUUAUCAUCCUAAUCAUCAUCAACAACAUUAUCCCCGUUCAUUAUCACGAUC